Molecule: messenger RNA, 4916 nt
Organism: Hypomesus transpacificus
Lineage: Eukaryota; Metazoa; Chordata; Actinopteri; Osmeriformes; Osmeridae
Gene: ttbk2b
Product: tau tubulin kinase 2b
Exons: 15
Coding region: 662-3391 (909 amino acids)
Biological process (GO): peptidyl-serine phosphorylation; signal transduction; cilium assembly
Cellular component (GO): nucleus; ciliary transition zone; ciliary basal body
Molecular function (GO): protein serine/threonine kinase activity; ATP binding
Source: RefSeq, a predicted model, not a curated record
CUUCUGUUAUCCAAUCCGGUUGUGUUAAGCCAAGCUCAUCUCCAUAUCCGUGUAACAAAUUAUCUUUUACAACGUGUCUACUUGACUCCACAGAAGAAGCACUGUAGCUUACAAAGUACUGCUGAGUCGUGGCUUGUUACACUGUUUGCAAUUAUUAAAAUCAGAGGGCCACAUUUGCUACAAUUGUUGAACCAGUGCGGGGAGGAUCUCUUGGAAUGGAUGGUUAAGUUCUGGGGGCUUCCCAACAUGUACCCUGGGACUUUCCCCAAUGCAGUGGCAUUACUAUUGAAGUGACAUUUCAUAGGGACCCUAAGAUAAGGGUAGUCUAUAGUCCCUAUUGAUUAAGUUACCGAACAUUAACGGUCGAACAGUGUCAAAAUGAACUACCUCAAUUUACCAACGUGUCAAUGCGCCAAGCGUUGCAGCGGUACUGGACUUGCAUAUAGGAUCCAAUCCCCAUCCGUCGCAGUUUUUUUUUAUGAGAUGAGGUAGGCAUAUCUCACUAUUACGUAGACUCUCUAUUUGGUUAAACAUUGUGCAUGGUGACAAACCAGGCGUGGGCAUCCUCUCAAAUUCUGCAUGGAUCUCAUCAUGCAAGUGAGAAGCCUGCCUCACUAAUGCCAGGUGCAGGCCAUUGUUGGGAGCACUCGAAGCACUCAGGAUGAGUGGGGCUGUAGAGCAAACAGACAUCCUGUCAGUGGCAGACGUGGUCCGGGAGAGAUGGAGGGUGGUGAAGAAGAUUGGGGGAGGAGGGUUUGGGGAGAUCUACGAGGUUCUGGAUCAGCUGAACCAAACCAACGUGGCCUUGAAGGUGGAGUCUGCUCAGCAGCCCAAGCAGGUCUUGAAGAUGGAGGUGGCCGUGCUCAAAAAGCUUCAAGGCAAAGAUCAUGUGUGCCGCUUUGUUGGUUGUGGACGCAAUGACCAAUUCAACUAUGUGGUAAUGGAACUCCAGGGGCGGAAUUUAGCAGACCUGCGCCGAACCAUGACCCGUGGUACCUUCUCAGUCUCCACCACACUGCGACUGGGCUGGCAGAUGCUGGAGGCCAUCGAAAGCAUCCAUUCAGUGGGUUUCCUACAUCGUGACAUAAAACCGUCAAACUUUGCUAUGGGACGACUGGCCAGCACAUGCAGAUGCUGCUACAUGCUUGACUUUGGCCUGGCUCGUCAAUUUACCAACUCCUGUCAGGAAGUCCGUCCUCCUCGUCCUGUGGCAGGGUUCAGAGGAACCGUGCGCUAUGCCUCGGUCAAUGCACAUAAAAAUAAGGAGAUGGGCCGCCAUGAUGACCUCUGGUCUCUCUUCUACAUGCUGGUGGAGUUCAUGGUGGGACAGCUACCAUGGAGGAAGGUCAAAGACAAGGAGCAAGUGGGUAAUCUAAAGGAGACCUAUGACCAUCGCCUCAUGCUGAAACAUCUCCCGUCAGAGUUUAGCAUCUUCCUCGAUCAUAUCCUGACCCUGGAUUACUUCACCAAGCCAGACUAUCAGCUUUUGAUGUCCUUGUUUGAGAAUGCUAUGAAAAGCCACAGCGUGUUGGAGAAUGACCCCUAUGACUGGGAGAAAGGUGAUACUGAGGAUAUACUGACCAUUACUGCCUCAGUCACCACGGCCCAGCAACUCACCCGCCUCACACCAGCAUACCUGGGCAUGGCCAAUGCGUCUGUGCUCCCUGGGGAGCUGCAGAGGGAGAACACAGAGGACGUCCUGCAGGGUGAGCGGCUCAGCGACGCAGACAACUGCCCCCCCAUCCCCGCCCAGAACACCCAGGGGGUAGACGUGUGGGAGGAGAUGGACCGCAACCGCAACCACAAUCAGACCCAACCUAUCGCCAGAAAGGGUGUGAGUGAAGAUGAGCACAGUCAGAACCAGGGGAACCAGAGCCCCAACACAGGCUCCAUCCAGAGCUCUCCUCGCCGGGUGCGCUCUGAGACCAUGUUCCUGGACCGGGCAGCCCCGCUCCUCAGGAGGAUGAGGCACAGCCAGAGCCUGGCGUUUGAGAAGAGGCUGGCCCCCGAGCCCAAACCCACCAUCGAACGCUUCUUGGAGGCCUAUCUUGGUAAGCAGCGACUGAGGCUGUCCCAGGAGAGAGAGAAGUCCAUCCCUGAGAGGACUGUAGGGGAGCAAGCAACCUUCUGUAAUGAGGACCGUCCAGUGGCAGGGACCCCCGCUCUGGAGGAGGAUGUGGGCCCCGUACCCCUGGAGGGAGACUCCCAGGAGUGGGUGAUGCUGGAGCUGGAGCAGAAGCCCCAAGGAGAAGCCCUGGGAGAGGACCCGCCUUGCCUCCCGGAGGCAGCUCCUUGCAGCCCCGUCCUGUCCCACAUGGCCAUGCCCUGCACCUGGUUGCUGGGCCACCGCAGGCUGCCAGGCAUGCUGGGACAGAUGCCCUCCGUCCUCCCUCGAGGACGAGCCCAGCUGGAGCAGUCUCCACACACUCAUCUUCCCCAGUCCCCAGUACAGGAAAAGAGCGCUGCCAUACCUCUGGAGGCCCCAUUCAUGGAAGCAGCCCCAGCAGAAGGACCAGGGGAGGGAGAGGUGGUGGUGCCAGCCCCUAGCCCAGUGCCAAGCCUGGCCACAACCACCCCAGCUCACCUGCCCACAGACCAAGAGAGUGACUCGGGCCUACCCGACCGCUCCUCCGAGCCCAACCAGCACCCCAGGGCCAAGCCAUCUGGAGAGGCUGCCUCCCCUCCUCCCCCCCUGCUCAGGUGCAGGGACUCCCCUGCCUCCCCGAGGUCGAGCCGUAUCCCGGUACGGGACGCCCACGCCCCCCCUGACCCCCUCGCCCGGGAGCUCACAGCCGAGAAGCGCCAUCGCUGGAGCAGCCCCCUCCCUGGCUCUCCUACCCACUCCCCCUCGCCGUCCCUGUCGUGUGACAACCUGCCCUGCGCCCUGCCCCGGGACCGGCUCUCCUGCUCCGACUGGCUGGGAGAGGAGCCCCUGUCCUUCUCCUCCUCCUCCGGCAGCAGGAGCAAGAUCCCGCGCCCCGUCAGUUCUCCCCUUGCUCCAGAGCUGGCGGGCCGCUUCCUGCCUCACCCCCCUCCUGGGAAACCUCCCACCCGGCCAGCUGUAGACACCAGGCGUCGCCGGUUCCGGGUUCGUGCCAGCAGCACCAGCGAUGCAGACUUCCUGGCUAGCCUAACCCAGCUGAUGCAGGAGCGGGCCGUGUUCAGCCCUCCGCCUCGCCCCCGCAGCUCCUUCAAUGCCCUGCAGCGAUCCCUCAGCUCCUCCCCCUCCCGCCAGGAGCUCCACCAGGGAGGGGCCUUCCCGGGGCGGAGCCACUCCCCCUCUAGCCUCUCAGGGUCCCCCCCUCCCAGGGGCUUGUGGGGGGCCGCACUGGGUCACCGAGGGGGGGGGGGCAGCCACGAGGGGAAGGGCUCUGGCAAAGUGAGCCGAUGACUGGAUAGAUGGAGGGGGGGUUGUAGUACAGCAACUAACAUGAUGCUGUAUCUUGUCCAUGUAUGUACAGAAGGCCGUUUCUGGCCCAGCCUCAUGGAAGCAUGUGUAAAUACCUUAUCUACUCAAGGGAAUGUACUGUAUGAAUUGUAAAAUGUAUGAUAAAAAAAUUAUUUAUUUAUUUAUUUGAUGGAUGUUUCUCAAAAGUACUUGACAAUGUGGCUUGAUUCAAGGAAUGACUCAAACCUGCAAAUUGCCAACUCUUCUUUAUCCCUGUUAUCUUAACACUACAUACUGUAAGACCAAAAAGAUCUGUACUCUACAAUAUUUGAGGGAUGUAAAAAAAAUAUUAUAACAACUGCUGCGGUGUAGAUAUGUAUCAUUAGAACUAAAGAAAAACUGUAGAAGGAGAACUGAAGGGCAAGUAAGUUGCAUUCCAUAUGAACUUCACUAUACAAACAUCAGCAUUAUUAUUAAGGAUCAGGGCAUGUAGUCUAAUCUAAACUUAAUUAGUUUACGCAGAAACUAGUAGGUAGAAUGUAAUGUAUUAUUCUGACGUAUCUAGAAAUAUAUCACACAUUCUAGCGUAUUAGCAAUGUAUUUGUAUGGUUUUAUUUGCUAGCAAAAGAUAAGUCAUCAAAACACUCGUGCUGAAGUGUAAGUGCAUGGAUAUCAUUGCAAAUGACUUUGAUUUUGUUUUUAAAAAAAAAUAUCAUUUGUACAGUGUUGGCUUUAUCUGUGUAUUUUUUAUCAACUGGUCCAUAUCAAAUAUAUUAUCAUGCAGACCAGCGAACGAUGAGUCUUUUUCUAAUCAUCUUAUGAAAUUCUUAUGACAUUCAGAAUACACUAUGUUUAAAUGUAUUAAAUCCUCUAGAAAAAGUUCUGGCCCUAACAUACAUAACAUGUCCAGUCCUGUCUGCCCUGUAUAUAACCUCUUUAUCUUGAGUCCGAGCCUAUGGAAUAACCGCCAUUUAUUUAGCUGGACUGUUAUUUUUACCAUUUCAGUAUGAGCGGAGUGUUAAGUACCAGAGCAGUGAUGUCUGGAAGUGUUGUUGACUGCAUUUUUGAGGAACAAUGCUUAAGGUAGUGAGUAUGUAGUUCCUGUUGGAUCAUGGUUCCAGUCUUAGCUGGUAGUAGCCUGACGGAAUCAUUACUGACAAAGAAAAUAAGAGGACGUACAACCCAGUCUAAACUUCAAGGCUGCAGAAUUUCAGACAAAGACAUACUAUUUCAUGUGUGAACCGGUAAUCAUUGAGCUCCACAUAAAUAUGAUGCAUACAAAGAGCAUGAAUAUUGAUGCCAAGGACUUUGUAAAUGUUGGCUGGUAGUGUAUUUGUUUUGUACUUAUUUAUUUUGUUCUACUUAUAAGAUCAAAAAUACAGACCAGUAACUGUUUAGAUUUUGUAUUUCUCAUACAAUACUACAUGAAAAAAAGUUAAUUUUAUACAAUUAUUUUUGCUUCCCAUUGUUACAGCUGGAUUGACACAAACUGACAUUUGUAUUCCAAGAUUAAACAAUUCAUACAAAA